UCUUUGUGAUGCGCUACGGAGAACAGCUGCGCGGUCCUCGAAAGUAUAGAAAACAAUUUUAAUACCACGUAAAAAGUCGACAUAAAUCAACUUUGUGAAUUUAAUUUAGAUACUCUUUGCAUAUUUGUUUGGAUUUAAGUCAAUAACAUCCAUGCAACGCCAGACAGAUGAGCAAACAGUACUUGGCAUACCCAAAGAUUAUUCUAUUUAUGCACUAUGCAACUACAUGAAUACACUUACGACAUCAUGGGAAUUGGCAUAUAUCAUGUCGGUGGAGGAGGGCUUAAUAGCAAAACUUGUGGCCAAAAACAAAGGAAGAUUUUGGAUCGGAUAUUUUCCAGAUGUGUUACCGUAUCCUUAUAGAAAUGUACGUUUCGUAAAGGAUCCAGAAGAAGAGGAUGAAGAUUACCGACAAGAACUCGAACGAGCUUUGGAAAUAGUGCAGGAAGAGGAAGAGGAAGAGGAAGAGGAAAACGAAGCAGUAGAGGAAGAAGAACAAAGAAACGAAGCAGUAGAGGAACAGGAAGAAAGAGACGAAGCAGUAGAGGAACAAGAACAAAGAAACGAAGCAGUAGAGGAACAAGAACAAAGAAACGAAGCAGUAGAGGAACAAGAACAAAGAAACGAAGCAGUAGAGGAACAAGAAGAAAGAAACGAAGAUGCAGAAGACGAGAACGAAAAAGAAGCAGAAAAAGAAGCAGAAAAAGAAGAAGAUGAAGAAAAACUAGAAGAAAACGUAAAAGAGGAAGAGCCACACGAACUUGGUCUUUUCUUAAAUAUGCCAAAUAAAAGUUUGAAUCCGAUUUUUCUUUCUCUAGCGAAACAUUCCAUGCGCUUAAAUUCUAUUGUCGCAGAUAAUUGGGCAGAAAUGUUAAACGUAUUUUCAAUCUCUGAAGAUUUUGUCUCCCAAUUCGGUGCAAACGAUUUUUGGGACUUUUGUGUAAUAGUCGGUCGAUAUGUGGAAACGUUGAAAUUCAAUAGUGUUUUCAGAGUACACAAGGAGGACUUGGAGAGAUACAAUGAAAAUCCGCAAAAAUAUUUACGAAAUAAAAUACGUUACAUAAAUGUGCUAUUCCAUCGGCAUCUGGUGCACUUUCCAGUGGCGAGAACCGUACAAGUUGAGGGUAGUUUUCUCAAUGACUUAACCAUUGACGCUUUGGCACGUUGCUGUCCAUUAUUAAAUGAGUUGAAAUUGCUCGAUCCGUAUAAUGGAGAAAUUACAGGUGAUAACUUGAAAAUGUUAUACAAUUUGGAAGUGCUCGAUUUGCGUGUGUGUCCGAAUUUGGAUGCCAAAAAAGUUGAGGAAGCUUGUAAAGUGCUGCAACUGCGCGAGCUGCAUAUUGUGGAGUGUCGAAAACUGUGUAAUGCACCAACAAUUCGGCACAUAAUAGCACACCAGCACAGUACAUUGACACAUCUCUCGUUAACAGCAAUUCCAGAUGCGGGUGCGAUAAUGUUAAUUUUGAAGAUUACAAAAUUGAAGAAAUUGAAAUUUUAUUGGUUGAAUGAUUUUUUGGAAUUUGAAAAAAUCUUUUAUACGCAACUCGCGACGGUACGACCAACGGCAUUGCAUCGCAUUUGCUGUGAAAACCAGCCACCUUUUAUGAUUAAUCAAUCGCACCUUCGUUGGGGUGCGGGUAAAUAUACAAAAAUGCGUGAAAUGGCUGCUAUUGAAGGACCUCCGUGGCUAUGGAUGAAAUGCCAUAAAGAAACGCAACUAUUGUGGUCCGCUUGCACGUCAUUAGUAUCAAUCGUCUGUCUGUAUUGUCGUGUGUUAUCGAAAAAACAACUUUUGAUAUUACCAAGAGUAUGCAAAUCUUUGAAAGAGAUUCGAUUUGUAGGUUGUCGCAAGCAGUCCGAUGAAUAUUUACUGAAAUCUUGGCAAAAACUGCCAUACUCCAACUGCUCGCUGAAUAUUGAGGGUGAAUUGGAUUGGCCUGCAGUGCUGGAUUUGAAGGAAGAAACAGAACUCAAAUUGGGAAAUCUUUAUCGCAGUAUCGAGUGCGAAUUUAUUCCAUGAAUAUUUUUUUUUUGCUUCAUAGUAUAUAAGUAUGUACAAUAGCAUAUGUUUAGAGUAAAGUUGAUGUGUUUUUGCUAUUAUUGUAUAAUUUUGGAAUAAUUGGUUUCUGGAAAACUUAAAGAUGCUUCGUAGAAACGGGUUAACUGACUUUAAAAUGUCCAAAAAAUAUUGUAUAAAUUCUGCAAACAAAUGUUUUAGAAUAAUAAGAAAGUAUAAAAGAGCAAAAAAAU
Ceratitis capitata (Mediterranean fruit fly) is the source of this 2250-nucleotide messenger RNA. RefSeq lists its product as uncharacterized. NCBI's taxonomy places the organism in Eukaryota, Metazoa, Arthropoda, Insecta, Diptera, Tephritidae. The transcript is spliced from 4 exons. The record is from RefSeq and is a predicted model, not a curated record. Bases 152 to 2020 code for a protein of 622 amino acids.